UCCAAGAUGAGGUGGUUCGUCCUUCAGCUAGGUCUUCUAUUAAUUGGCAUUCCACAGGACUUGUGCAUAGACGAAAAUGAAACGUCAGAGGAGAAAAUGAUAUACAGUACUUCCGUGAUGAGCAUGGUGAAACUUUUGGAAAUGGAAGAAUCUCUGAAAGAGAACCUGGAUUUUUACGUUCAAGAAAUGCAGUCAAAGCUAGAUCUGAUUAAACUAUAUCGAGACUCGCUGAAGAGGGAAACGUUGACCACGCUGGAGGAGAAGGAAGAGUACAUGUCCAAUCCCUUAAAUGCGUUUCCCCUGCUCAGACGCCUCAAUCAAGAUUGGCCCAAGUGGCUGAGAUAUAUGAAACUGGCCAUCGCUUCAAAGAAAACCAAAGAAAUGGAAGUGCAGCUAAAGUCUGCGCCGAGUGACGAUGACCUCAAAAUUGCCCUAAAGGGUAUGACGCGCAUUGAGAAAUUUCACAACCAGCACGCAGAGGAUUUGACCAAAGGAUACCUGUUGGGAAAGAAAUUAAACUCCCAUUUGACUGCCCCGGAUUGUGUUGCCCUAGGUAACUAUUACUACAAUCAAACGCACUUCUCCGGAUCCACCCACUGGUAUCGCAUGGCCCUGAGGCUUCACAUGAAUCCUCAAGGAGUGAUGUACGCGAAAGUUUUGGGCCUGAAAAGGAAAAGGAUUUACAAGAAAUACGCCAAGGCCAUGCUGAUGGAAUCGAUAGCAGCGGAUAAGAGCAAGCUCACUUCGACAGAGAAUUCUGAAUGGAACAGAUUGGCCAAAGAGGUCACGAGAGAAGACAACUACGAGAACGUCAAGAAGGUAAUUGAUGAAUACCUAUCAGGGGACGAGAAAAUCUUCCAAGAGGUGGCCGCCAAGCUAAAGCGCAAGCCAUCCAAACUGCAGCGCGGCUGCCGUGGAGAGUGGCCACAGAAAUCCUCCCCAGAACUGAUAUGCCGCUAUAAUAGGGACACAUCGGCGUUCCUUAAGUUGGCACCACUCAAAUUGGAGUUCCUGAGCGUGCAGCCUGUGGUACUUCUGUAUCACGACGUGCUGUAUGAAAAUGAAUUCAAAUCAAUGCGAGACGCAGCCAUAUUCAAUGCCUCCAUGAUUGAUGGUUGGACAUAUUAUGAUUUUGACAAAAAGGGCACUCCGAAGUGGCAGGAUCGAGUGGUGAAAACGAUUGGUUUUCAAGGCACCACGGCACCUUUCACCUUGAGCAUCAAUCGGCGGCUAGGGGAUAUGAGUGGUCUUGAGAUGCGCGAGAAUAUGAUUCUCUACCUGACCAAUUACGGCCUCGGUGGUAAUUUUGGGAAGCAUUUCGACUACGUGGAGUUGGGCAAAAGACCUCCAAACUUUUUCGCUGAUUCCGAAGGUGAUCACAUAGCUACAGCGGUACUCUACGCAUCUGACGUUCCGUUGGGGGGAACUACAGUUUUUUCAAAACUGAAGAUUGCCGUGCAGCCCAAAAAAGGCAACGCCCUAAUUUGGUUCAACUUGAAUCAUGCCGGAGAGCCCGAUCCGCUAACAGAACAUUCCGUUUGUCCCGUCGUCCUGGGUUCCAGAUGGACCAUAUCCAAAUGGUUCCACGAACGCCAGCAAGUAUUCAAGAAGCCGUGUUUGGCCUAAUAUGCGAAUGUAAACUUGCAUUAAGGCUGUCAUUAGUAGGUCAUGCAAAUAAAUAGCCCAUUGGCGCACUUUGCUCCUUCA
Molecule: messenger RNA, 1707 nt
Organism: Drosophila teissieri
Lineage: Eukaryota; Metazoa; Arthropoda; Insecta; Diptera; Drosophilidae
Product: prolyl 4-hydroxylase subunit alpha-1
Exons: 7
Coding region: 7-1626 (539 amino acids)
Biological process (GO): peptidyl-proline hydroxylation to 4-hydroxy-L-proline
Cellular component (GO): endoplasmic reticulum
Molecular function (GO): procollagen-proline 4-dioxygenase activity; L-ascorbic acid binding; iron ion binding
Source: RefSeq, a predicted model, not a curated record